Messenger RNA from Peromyscus eremicus (cactus mouse), 1719 nucleotides. RefSeq lists its product as uncharacterized. The record is from RefSeq and is a predicted model, not a curated record. Bases 1 to 1719 code for a protein of 572 amino acids. Lineage: Eukaryota; Metazoa; Chordata; Mammalia; Rodentia; Cricetidae. The transcript is spliced from 4 exons.
AUGACCAUCACCAGUUCGGCAUCAGAAUCGUCACCAGUUCUACAUCUUCUUCAUCAUCGUCAAUCGCCACCUUCACCACCAUCGUUACCACCAGUGUUAUCAUUGUCGCUGUUACCACAGCCGCCACCACAGCUGCUUCUACCACCUCCCUGGCACCCCUACCAUCAUCCCCCCAGCACCCCUACCAUCAUCCUCCCAGCACCCCUACCAUCAUCCUCCCAGCACCCCUACCAUCAUCCCCCCAGCACCCCUACCGUCAUCCCCCAGCACCCCACCGCCAUCCUCCCAGCACCCCUACCGUCAUCCCCCCAGCACCCCUACCAUCAUCCCCCAGCACCCCUACCGUCAUUCCCCCCAGCACCCCUACCGUCAUUCCCCCCAGCACCCCUACCAUCAUCCCCCAGCACCCCUACCAUCAUCCCCCCAGCACCCCUACCGUCAUUCCCCCCAGCACCCCUACCAUCAUCCCCCAGCACCCCUACCAUCAUCCCCCCAGCACCCCUACCGUCAUUCCCCCCAGCACCCCUACCAUCAUCCCCCAGCACCCCUACCAUCAUCCCCCAGCACCCCUACCAUCAUCCUCCCAGCACCCCUACCAUCAUCCCCCAUGGCACCCCUACCGUCAUUCCCCAGCACCCCUACCAUCAUCCUCCCAGCACCCCUACCAUCAUCCCCCCUGGCACCCCUACCGUCAUCCCCCAGCACCCCUACCAUCAUCCUCCCAGCACCCCUACCGUCAUCCCCCAUGGCACCCCUACCGUCAUCCUCCCAGCACCCCUACCGUCAUCCCCCCGGCACCCCUACCGCCAUCCUCCCAGCACCCCUACCAUCAUCCCCCCUGGCACCCCUACCGUCAUCCCCCAGCACCCCUACUGUCAUCCCCCCUGGCACCCCUACCAUCAUCCCCCCAGCACCCCUACUGUCAUCCCCCAGCACCCCUACCAUCAUCCCCCCAGCACCCCUACCAUCAUCCCCCAUGGCACCCCUACCGUCAUUCCCCAGCACCCCUACCAUCAUCCUCCCAGCACCCCUACCGUCAUCCCCCAUGGCACCCCUACCGUCAUCCUCCCAGCACCCCUACCGUCAUCCCCCCGGCACCCCUACCGCCAUCCUCCCAGCACCCCUACCAUCAUCCCCCCUGGCACCCCUACCGUCAUCCCCCAGCACCCCUACCGUCAUCCCCCAGCACCCCUACCGUCAUCCCCCAGCACCCCUACCAUCAUCCCCCCUGGCACCCCUACCGUCAUCCCCCCAGCACCCCUACCGUCAUCCCCCAGCACCCCUACCAUCAUCCCCCCUGGCACCCCUAUCGUCAUUCCCCCCUGCACCCCUACUGUCAUCCCCCCUGGCACCCCUACCAUCAUCCCCCCUGGCACCCCUACUGUCAUCCCCCCUGGCACCCCUACCAUCAUCCCCCCUGGCACCCCUACCGUCAUCCCCCCAGCACCCCUACCCACCCCUACUGUCAUCCCCCCUGGCACCCCUACCAUCAUCCCCCCUGGCACCCCUACUGUCAUCCCCCCUGGCACCCCUACCAUCAUCCCCCCUGGCACCCCUACCGUCAUCCCCCCAGCACCCCUACCCACCCCUACUGUCAUUCCCCCCAGCACCCCUACCGCCAUCCUCCCUGGCACCCCUACUGUCAUUCCCCCUGGCACCCCUACCGUCAUCCCCUCUGGCACCCCUACCGCCAUCCCUCCUGGCACCCCUACCGUAUAG